AUGAUCCAUCCUGGGAACCCAGACGCGGGGAAUCAGGAAAGCAAGGAUCAUCCUAAGCUUCCAGACGGCGGAAAGCCGUUACUACUUGAAGAGAGGAUGGUAGGCGACUCGCCGGUCGCCGUCUCCGAGACACCGAGAGGGGAGACGGAGGCGACCGAGAAGGAUGAGAAGGAUGAUGAGGAGGAGGAGAAGAAGGGGAAGAAGAAGGAGAAGAAGCCGGCGGUGCCGUACUGGCGGCUCUUCUCCUACGCGGACCGCACGGACGUGGCGCUCAUGGCCGUCGGCACGUUCGGCGCCGUGCUUCACGGCGCCGCGCUGCCGAUCUCGUUCCUAUUCCUGGGGAAAAUGGUGGACUCGUUCGGCACGAACGACCUGUCCGGCGUGAACACGGUGAGGGGCGUGAGAGAGGGACGUGAUGAUGGAGAGGGCAUGAGGCGAGCGGCAAAGUGCGAGGGUGCGCCGGCUGUACCUGCAGGCGCUGCUGCGGCAGGAGGAGCAGUCUGGGCCCUUGUGUUCCACUCCUCUCCGCCACUCCCCACACCUCCCUUUCUCCUCCCCCUUUCCUCCUUCGCAGAGGUGGCAUGCUGGAUGCACACGGGGAGCGGCAGUGUGCAAGGGUGCGUUGGUUGUACCUGCAGGCACUGCUGCUUCAUCCGGAGCAAUGGGGGUUACUCAGCCUUUCAGUCCUCUCCUGGCCUUCCCCCAUCCCUUCCUCUUCCUCCCCCAUGGCAGAGGUGGCGUGCUGGAUGCACACGGGCGAGAGGCAGAGCGCGAGGGUGCGCCAGCUGUACCUGCAACUCACAUUUCCCCCUCUUCCCAUCUCCUCAUCUGUCCUCCGCUUCCCCUGCCAUCCCCGCAGAGGUGGCGUGCUGGAUGCACACGGGCGAGAGGCAGAGCGCGAGGGUGCGCCGGCUGUACCUGCAACUCACAUUUCCCCCUCUUCCCAUCUCCUCCUCUGUCCUCCGCUUCCCCUGCCAUCCCCGCAGAGGUGGCGUGCUGGAUGCACACGGGCGAGCGGCAGAGCGCGAGGGUGCGCCGGCUGUACCUGCAACUCACAUUUCCCCCUCUUCCCAUCUCCUCCUCUGUCCUCCGCUUCCCCUGCCAUCCCCGCAGAGGUGGCGUGCUGGAUGCACACGGGCGAGCGGCAGAGCGCGAGGGUGCGCCGGCUGUACCUGCAACUCACAUUUCCCCCUCUUCCCAUCUCCUCCUCUGUCCUCCGCUUCCCCUGCCAUCCCCGCAGAGGUGGCGUGCUGGAUGCACACGGGCGAGCGGCAGAGCGCGAGGGUGCGCCGGCUGUACCUGCAACUCACAUUUCCCCCUCUUCCCAUCUCCUCCUCUGUCCUCCGCUUCCCCUGCCAUCCCCGCAGAGGUGGCGUGCUGGAUGCACACGGGCGAGCGGCAGAGCGCGAGGGUGCGCCGGCUGUACCUGCAACUCACAUUUCCCCCUCUUCCCAUCUCCUCCUCUGUCCUCCGCUUCCCCUGCCAUCCCCGCAGAGGUGGCGUGCUGGAUGCACACGGGCGAGCGGCAGAGCGCGAGGGUGCGCCGGCUGUACCUGCAACUCACAUUUCCCCCUCUUCCCAUCUCCUCCUCUGUCCUCCGCUUCCCCUAACAUCCCCGCAGAGGUGGCGUGCUGGAUGCACACGGGCGAGAGGCAGAGCGCGCGGGUGCGCCGGCUGUACCUGCAGGCGCUGCUGCGGCAGGAGGUGGCCUUUUUUGACCUCGAGGCGUGCUCGGGGGAGCUCGUGAACCGCGUAUCAUCUGAUGUGUUGCUGCUGCAAGAUGCCAUCUCGGAGAAGGUGGGCAACUGCAUUCACUACUUCUCCACGUUCGUCUGUGGCUUCAUAGUCGGCUUCACCAGUGUGUGGCAGCUGGCUCUGGUCAUUCUCGCCGUCUGCCCGCUCAUCAUCGCCACAGGAGGGAUCUAUGCGGCUGUGCUCACGGGCCUCAUGACCCAGGGCGAGAAGGCUUACACUGAAGCAGGGAAGAUAGCUGAACAGGCGGUGGGGCAGGUGCCCCCAGUGCAGUCAUACGUGGCAGAGGACAGGACAGUGGAGGCAUGUGGCCUCCCUCAUCGCCUCGCCACCCACAACCUCCCUCACCACCCCCUCUUUACCACUCCCUCCCCUCCAUCGCCCCCACCACAUCAGGCGGUGGGGCAGGUGCGAACAGUGCAGUCGUACGUGGCAGAGGACAGGACAGUGGAGGCGUAUGGGCGGGCUUUAAGAGACACAUUCAAGCUGGGAGUCAAGUGGAGUGAAGGUGCGAUGGCCUUUGAGUCGACUCAAAAGGUGGAGGACAGGACAGUGGAGGCGUAUGGCCGGGCUUUAAGAGACACGAUCAAGCUGGGCGUCAAGGGCGGGUCAGCAAGGGAGUGGGUCUGGGCGCUAUCUACUCCCCUCAUGUUUGCAUCCUUUGCGCUCAUGUUCUGGGCGGGUCAGCCGAGGGAGUGGGACUGGGCGCUAUCUACUCCCCUCAUGUUCGCGUCCUUAGCGCUCAUGUUCUGGUUCUCCGCCCUCCUCAUCUCCCUCUUCCUUUACCUCUCUCUCCCCGUCUUCCCUCCCACCAUCCUCACCACCAUGUUUGCCAUCGCCCUCCGCAGCCUGGGGCUUGGCCAGUGGAACCCUCUCCCACUCGCAUUUCCUUCAAUCCCCCUCUCCCUCUCCCUCUUCCGUGCUUCCCGCCACCACCCUCAACCCCCACAAACCGUCACAAACCAGGGAGGAUUAGCCAAGGGAGUGGGACUGGGCGCCAUAUACGCGCUCAUGUUCGCGUCCUUUGCACUCAUGUUCUGGUUCUCCGGCAUCUUAAUUUCCCAAGGCAUCGGCAACGGAGGGUCGAUCCUCACCACCAUGUUCGCCAUUGCCCUCGGCAGCCUGGGGCUCGGCCAAGCCCUCCCUAAUGUCACAGCCUUUUCCAAGGGCCGUGUGGCUGCGUAUAAGAUCUUUGUGACUAUAGCGAGACGGCCGGUGAUCGGCGGGGAGGAGGAGGGGGAGGGGGGGAGCGGUGGGAAGGAGUUGGAGGCGGUGGAGGGGCGUGUGGAGUUUGAGAUGGUGUGCUUUGCGUACCCGGCUCGACCAGAAGUGCCCAUAUUUGAGGACUUCUCCCUCUCAAUCCCUGCCGGUGCCACGGUCGCCCUCGUCGGCCCAUCAGGCAGCGGCAAGUCAACUGUCGUGGCACUCAUUCAGCGCUUCUACGACCCGACAGCUGGCAGCGUCUCAUUGGACGGUGCGGAUCUGCGCCAGCUCAGCCUGACGUGGCUGCGUUCCCAGCUGGGGCUUGUCAGCCAGGAGCCGUCUCUCUUCGCCACCAGCAUUCUGGAGAACAUUCGGUAUGGCAAGGAGGACGCAACACUGGAGGAGGUGGAGGAGGCAGCAAGGAUCGCCAACGCGCAUUCCUUCGUGACUGCGCUGCCCCAGGGUUACAACACACAGGUGGGAGAGAGGGGCGUGCAGCUGUCGGGGGGCCAGAAGCAGCGCAUCGCCAUCGCCAGAGCGGUCGUCCGCAACCCGCGCGUGCUGCUAUUGGACGAGGCCACGUCAGCACUGGACAGCGAAUCAGAGCUCGUGGUGCAGGCGGCCCUGGACAGCGGGCUGAUGCGCGGCAGAUCAACGGUUGUGAUCGCACACCGGCUGUCCACGAUCCGGAAUGCAGACAAGAUUGCUGUGGUGGCCGGGGGAAGGGUGGUGGAGGAGGGGACACAUGAAGAGCUGAUGGCACAUGGGGGGCUGGAGGAGGGGGGAGGGGGAGGGGAGGAUGAGGGGAGAGGUGUGGGUAGUGCAAAGGAAGGUGCGAGGAAAGAGGGAGGCGUGUAUGCUAACUUGGUUCGCCUGCAGAUGGUAUCAGGGGAGGAUCGCCACGUAAGUCUGAAUGCUCUGGCCAAUCAGGUUCCAGGAUUGAAAGCAGCCGGCCGCCUUCGAAUUGACGUGGACCAAUCAGGAUACGAGGAGGACGUGGGGAGGAAGAUCUCGAGGGCGCUGAGCUCCAUCUCAGCAUCCUCCACGCCACGCUGCUUCAGUGAUCCUGCAGCUGACGUGGGCCAAUCAGGGAGCGUGGAGAACGUGGGAAGGAAGCUCUCGAGGGCGCUGAGCUCCCUCUCAGCAGCCUCCACUCCACGUGACUUCAGAGAGCCUGCUGCUGACGUGGACCAAUUAGGGAGCAUAGAGAACGUGGGAAGGAAGCUCUCGAGGGCACUGAGCUCCCUGUCAGCAGCCUCCACUCCAGAUGGCUUCAGAGAACCUGCUGCUGACGUGGAAUUUGACUUGGAUCUGAUGGGAUCCGACGAGGAUGAGGAAGAGGGAGAGGGAGGGGAAGGGGGAGGAGGGAAGCGAGUGUGGGGGGAACUGAGGAAGGUUCUACCAGCUCCCCUGAGGGCGUUAUUCCCUGGCGGCAAAAAGAGGGGAGAGGACAAGGGGGGAAACAGUCAGGAGGGCAAGGAGAGUGGAGUGGAGGAGGAGGGCGCGAAGGGAGACGGAGAAGGAGAAGGGGAAGGAGAAGGAGAAGGAGUGGGGGGAAAGAAGGCGUCGUGGUGGCGACUAGCGCGAAUGAGUGCUCCUGAGUGGCCGUUCACUGCUCUGGGUGCGGCUGGUGCUGUGAUGGCAGGCGCGUUCAACCCUGUGUAUGCGCUUCUGCUCAUUGAUGUGAUAGCGGCUCUCUACAACCCUGUUACCGAUGAGAUGAAGCGGGAGGUCAACAAGUGGGCCAUUGUCUUCACUGCUCUGGGCGUGCUGGCGCUGCCAGUGCACUCGGUGCAGAACUAUGGCUUUGGCGUGUCUGGAGAAGCACUGGUGAAGCGAGUCAGAGAGAAGAUGCUUGCAGCCAUCCUAGGCAACGAGGUAGCAUGGUUCGAUAGGGACGCCAACGCCAGUGGAGCCAUCGCCUCUCGCCUUGCCACAGAUGCCACCCUAGUCAAAGCGGCUGUGGCAGACCGCAUUGCCCUCGCCACGCAGAACCUGUCGGUGAUCGUGAUCGCGUUUGUGAUCGGGUUCGUGGUGGAGUGGCGCGUGGCACUGGUCGUUAUUGCCACAUUCCCUCUGCUCAUAUUUGCCGCACUUAUGGAGCAACAAUUCCUGGCAGGGUUUGCAGGCAACCAGAACUCAUCGCAUGCCGGCGCCACCACCAUAGCAGCAGAGGCAGUCGCCAACAUCCGCACUGUAGCAGCAUUCAACGCACAGGAAAAAAUCCUCGCACUGUUCACUGCCAGGCUGGCAGGCCCGCUCAGGCGCUCAUUCCUUCGUGGGCAGGUUGGCGGGGCAGGUUUCGGGCUGAGCCAGUUUUUCAUGUAUGGUUCGUACGCAUUAGCCCUCUGGUAUGGGUCGACUUUAAUUCCCAAUACAGCGUCAUAUGGUGAUGUGCUGAAGUCAUUUAUGGUGCUUAUAAUGACUUCGAUGGCUAUAGCAGAGAGCAUUACUCUCGCUCCAGAUAUUGCCAAGGGAAGCGUGGCUGUUAGAUCAGUGUUCAAGACCACCGAUCGGACGCCCAAGAUUCAAUCGGACGAUCCGACGGCUGAGCUGGUCUCGACUGUUCGCGGGAAGAUUGAGUUCCGGUCAGUUUCUUUCGCCUACCCGACCCGCCCGGAAACGCCCGUGCUGCAAGACCUUUCUCUCCGGGCAGCGCCUGGGAAGAUGCUUGCGCUGGUGGGCCCGUCGGGCAGCGGAAAAAGUUCCGUGGUGGCCCUGGUGGAGCGAUUCUACGAUCCGACGGCUGGGAGCGUGCGGGUGGAUGGGGAGGACAUCCGGACCGUUCAUCUGAAGACUCUCCGAUCGUUUAUCGGGCUUGUCAGCCAGGAACCCGCUCUCUUCGCCACCACCAUCCGCGGCAACAUCCUGUACGGGCAGCCAGGUGCCAGCGAGGCCGAGGUGGUGGAGGCAGCGCGAGCAGCCAGCAUGCAUGGGUUUAUCAGUGGGCUGCCAGAGGGAUACGACACGCAGGUGGGAGAGAGGGGCGUGCAGCUGUCAGGAGGGCAGAAGCAGCGCAUCGCCAUCGCCAGAGCCAUCCUGAAAGACCCGGCGGUGCUGCUGCUGGAUGAGAGCCAUCCAGAAAGACCCGGCAGUGCUGCUGCUGGAUGA
Closterium sp. Naga37s-1 is the source of this 6066-nucleotide messenger RNA. Lineage: Eukaryota; Viridiplantae; Streptophyta; Zygnematophyceae; Desmidiales; Closteriaceae. The record is from the annotation of a GenBank genome assembly.